AUGGCUCGCGCAGGAGUGAGGAAGAUACAGCAGCAAACGAAGGCGCAGCAAGAGGUGGAGAAACAGACAGGUAACAAGGCCUCGAGCCAGAAGACCGAGAAGAAGGACAACGCAAACGAACCGCUUGAGCCGUUGGAUGCAGACGCGCAGAAUGGAGCUUCGGGCAAGAUCAUGUCAAGCACGUCAGCCGGGGAGGAUGCCACGAUUGACCCGCAUCAGCCCGAACAGCGACAGCAAAAUGCUCCUGAGCUUGGACUCAAGGGACAGCUCCCGCGGAUGCUCGGCCCGUCGCAGCUCAGCGGCGAGCUGGUGCUGGAGUUAUCUGGAGGGAAAGCACAGGAGGAAGCGUCCAGGCCGCAGCUGAGGCUGCAAGCCUGGGACUUCCCCGGGCAGCGCGAGUACGCGCAGCUAAACCUCUUGUACUUUACUGGGCAGGCCAUGUAUCUCGCGAUGUGUGAUUUGAGCGCUGACCCGGUGGAGGAGUGGCAAGACCUGAAAUUCUGGCUCUGGGCGAUUACCCGCUACGCCAAGACGGAGAGAGAGAAGGAGGGCCACAAGAAGAAGAGGGGAGGAGGGGGUGAGAGGUUUGAGGAGGCUGAAGAGCAGCCGAGGCCGCCGAUUCUGAUUGUAGGCACCCACUGGAGCAAAAGGAGGGAGGGCGCCGACGUUACCUUGCAGAAGCACCUGGAAGGUCUGGUGGAACAGCUGCCCAGCCUGAGGCGGCAGCUGCAGGAUGGCCCCGGAAGCUGUGAUGGCGAGGCCUGCCGCUGCAAGUGGCUGUUCCCCGUCGAAAACAAGGCCGAUUGCUUGGAAAAGUGCAAAGGGAUCGGGGCGCUCCGGAAGAAGAUCGGAGAGAUCGGCCAGGAGAUGAUUCUCGACAGAGGUCUGCAGCGCACGCCGGCUCAGCACGCCGGCAUGAACUCCAAGCGCUACCCCGUGUCUUGGCUGCGCGGCCACGACCUGCUGCGCCAGCUCGGCGAGGGCCUCGCCUGCACUGCCGCCAGAAAAGAUGUCCGACGCUGCGUGGAGGAGGCCCGAAGAGCGGGAAAGCACCUGCAGAAGGAUGCAAGAGGAGCUGUGACUUUCCCUCUGCAGUCGCUGCUGGACGUCCAGUGCUCUGUUUGGGAGGGGUUGAAGGCACCGGCAGGCACUUCGUUGAGGGUUUGCCUUUUUGGGGAAGAGAACGAUGCAGAGACCAUGGAGGUGAGCCUGUCCUUUGAUUUCCUGUCUUUGGAGACCGUGUCGGAGCUGCUGCAACGCAUGAGGCCGAAGCAUCUGGAAGGUGAAGAGGUGAAGAAGUUGUUGAGGGUCCUGCACUCUUUGGGCACCUUGGUGUGGUUCGAGGAAGAGCACCUGGACCAGAUUGUGAUGCUGAAUCCGAGCAAGGCUGCCGAAGCGCUGACGGGCCUCCUGUUCGUCCGCUUCCGUGAGGAGUCCCACUGGGAACACUCCCAGGAGUAUCAAGCAUACAUGGACGAGAAGAUAAGGCGCGCCGAUCCCGGCGACCUGCUGCGCUUCAAGGCCUGUGGAGUGGUGACGCUGCAGUUCCUGAAGCAUCUCUGGGCACAAGAGUUCCAGGAGGAACACGAGGCAAUUCUGCGGGAGGUGCUCUUGAGACGUGGGGUCAUGGUACAGCUUCCCGAGGUGGAUCAGUUCAUGGUGCCCUGCUGCCUUCCAAAAGCCCACCUCUUGCAGCCGCCAGCGCGGACCGAAGACCUGCUCCUUUACGUGCACCUGGAUGGCUUCAUGUCUCCGCAUCUCUUUCCGAAGCUGGCAUCGAUCCUGUACAAGACGUUGACCUCUCCGGGGAGUGGCGCUGCGGGUCUGUCGCCAGGCCCGCCGCAAAUCUACAGCAACCUGGUGGAGGUCCGCACUGCGGAUGCGGCGGUGAACCUGUCGCUUUUCCCGCUCGGGAGCCCGGAGUUGCUGCGAAUCCAUGCCAGCCACGCAGGCCACGCUGGUCAAGCCAGUCCGCAGGACCAAGAAGACCUGAAGCUGGCCUUGAUGUCGGCCUGGAGGAAGGCAUUGGGCUUCGAGUGCAAGGCGAUGAGGGAUGCUGUCGACGCACAAGACCUGUCAGAGUAUGCGGGCAUCUCCUCGGGCAUCUUGCCGUGGCUCCAAGAGAUGCGCUCCGUGCUGUCAGUCGAUCGUUUCGCAUCGCGAUGCCCUUGUGUGACCCGAGGCUGCAGAGUUUCCACUUUCUCCGAGAAGUGCAACCUCUGUCGAGGUGCAUGCUUGCUGGAGGAGCGCUUUCACGCGGAUCUAAGUGAUGAGCUUCGCAGGGUCAUCGCUGCCGUCUCCUUGUUCGAGCACACGCGGCCAGCAGGGAGCUUUCGCUUCAAGCAGUUCAACUACCCGGGGGAUGUCGAUCUUGCCGAGUACGUGAUCCUGGAAGCUCGCGACGAGGCAGAGGCCCUGGAAAAGUUAGCUGCCGAGCUCCAAAAGAAGUUUGGAAAGCACUGGAACGAGGACUUGGCUAUUCACUGGAGUGGCCUCAAAACUGGAGAUCCACGCUCAUCAGACAAGGACAAGCUCCUGACUUGGAGCCGCGCAGAAGUCGGGCAAGGCUUCAAGCUGUGCCAAGAAGAAGGUGCCCAGAUUGGUUUGGUCGAGGCCCUCAGGAAGGGCGCAAGAGGCCGCACCGCCAAGGUAGACGUGUUUGCCAAAACAUGCCUCUUCCAAGGGCAGCCGUGUGGCGCACAUCAGGUGCGAUUCUUCGAGGUGACAAACGUGCUUUAUGCCGGGUACAUUUGCACGGAGGACGCCUCGAGACAGGUGAGGCCUUUGACAAAGGAUGGCAACCAGAUCGAGUACCUCGAGAGAGGGUUGAAGGAGUACGCUGCGAAGCAUGGCAAGCCCAUGAAGUAUGUGAAGCGGCUUUGGGAGCGGAGCGCGUUCUUCUUCCAGCGCGGCUGGGAUCAGGAGCUCCACCUGAACGUGCUGACGCUGCUGUGGCCGCUGCUGCAGCACUGGGCCGCCCAGCUCUGCCAGCUUGCCGCACAUGCGGAGGCCCUGGCCAGCAUGCUCAAGACAACCCCAAGCCCACCCCAGCAGCCCCAGCAGCACCAGCAGCCCCAGCAGCACCAGCAGCCCCAGCAGCACCAGCAGCCCCAGCAGCCUCAGCAGCACGAGCCACUGACGCCCAAGCAGAAAGACACGAUCGAGGACGUGGCCCAGCUGCGCCGUGCAGGGCCGAAGUUUGCUAGGCUUGAAGUGUUAGUUCGAAUGCCAUGCUGUGCUGCGAUGCCAUACAAGCGCUUUGCAUGGAUACUGAUUUGCAAGAGCUUGAAGGUGAUGCAGCAGCAGUUAGAUGGCCAGAUGCACCACACGCAAAGCUCCACAGAAGUCGAGAGAGAGGAGAAGGAGGAGGCCAGGACGUGUGUUCGCCAGUGUUUGGAAAUGCUGGAGCAGAAGGCCGCCUUCGAAGGAGAUGUGCGGAUGGACAACAUUCAAGAGACGCUGGAGGUCGUUCAGGGCUUGCUGGAAGCCUGCUCAGACGUGGUGAUCAUGAACAAGCUGGGUUCCUUGCCCCACCGACUGGCAGCGCCAAUGGGCAAAAUGUGGCAGUUUCCAUCAGAUCACCCCCCCGUCGGGGCCACGGUCACAGUGAAUGAAGCAAAGCCGCUCCAUGUUGCAUCUUGGAACGUCUUGAACAAGAGCUACUACAAGUUCAUUGCCGAAGACACGCAGGGCCUCAACGGUUCGCUGAUCUCGGAACUACACGCUCGGGAAUCUCCGGAGUCCUCCGACCGAGCAGACGCCCGAGAGCACCGGAUCGCCGACAUCACGCAGAAGAUGCUUUGCCGUGAACAUUACCCAGUCUCCUUGAUUUGCUUGCAGGAAUGCUCGGCAGACUUUCUCCGCGUCCUCAAGAGGAGGCUUGGCGAAGUGGGGAUGCCGCGAUUCAGGCUGCUGCAAAGCGGGCAGGACGACGACAAGAACCAAGAGGCUCUGGUUUUCGACACGGAGGUCCUGGAGCUGCUUCCCGGACCGAACAAUCCGAUCUGCCAUCGUGGCGAGGAGGCCUACGCAUCCGACGAGAAGAAGGCCAUCAUGGAGGCAAAGUUCCGCCUGAAGGAAUCUCAGACUAAUUUCCGCGUGGUGACCACGCAUCUGCCCGGAAGACCUUAUGGACCUGCACGUGAGCAGUUUUGCAAGUGCGUGGCACGUUUGGUGAACCGCGACACAGACAAUCUUCCCACAUUGCUGCUGGCUGACUUGAACUUUCCCGAAGAGGCCGUGAAGUCCCUCCUGCGCUUCCACGACGUGCGCGCGAGCUUCGUGGAGAUCCCGUAUCCGACGAACAUCUGCCCGGCAUCGCUGCUCCCGAAGAGGAUCGACAGCGUCGCCACCAUACAAAGCAAACAAGGCAACAGUCGCAUUCGUGCGAAGGUCUUCUGCGGUGGCCUCAAGGACCCCCAGAAGGUGAUGGCAAAGGAAGUCCUCCAGGAGCUGCUUCCGGGGUGCAAAAGCCGGGAAGCCAUCGAGCUCUUGGAGUCGAGGUCCCUGGAGCUGGAUGAGAACCUGCGACGGCUCCGGCUCCCUGGGCCCGAAGCGGAACCUUUGCCCGACCAGGAGGCGGAUGGACACCACCCCCGACCUCAAGCGCCUUCCCAAGCUCCCAGGGAGGAGGUGCAAAGCGCGCUGAAGGAGGAAGUGAACAGACUUGCACAGGAGCUCGCCACGCUCAAGGCCGAGUUCGAGCACUUGAAGAAGCAGGGCACAGAGAAGGCAGAGGAGGCCAAGCACUCCCCUGCAGCCAGUUCCGAGGAAAUCGACACCGGCAACGUGGCCCUCGGCGGCUGGAUGCGCUUGGCGCGCCUGCGCGAGAUGGCGCGAGAUGCAGCCUUCGAUGAAGUCCCGUCCGCGGAUGAAGAACAUGCGCGACAACAGUAA
This is a messenger RNA of Symbiodinium natans, 4896 nucleotides long. The record is from the annotation of a GenBank genome assembly. Lineage: Eukaryota; Dinophyceae; Suessiales; Symbiodiniaceae.